This is a messenger RNA of Teleopsis dalmanni, 1757 nucleotides long. RefSeq names its product arrestin domain-containing protein 17. The transcript has 6 exons. Gene Ontology annotation, biological process: protein transport. Gene Ontology annotation, cellular component: cytoplasm. The coding region runs from base 128 to 1393 and encodes 421 amino acids. Lineage: Eukaryota; Metazoa; Arthropoda; Insecta; Diptera; Diopsidae. The record is from RefSeq and is a predicted model, not a curated record.
UUUCAACAUUUUGGGUGUGUAAUCAUUCACAUUAGACUGCAGUAACAUAACCGGAGAGUGUUUAGAAACUUGCCUAGGAAUUGACUGAUCGAAUUUAAUUUCUUAAAUUGCAAACAGUUUUAGUAAAAUGGGUAUAAAAGGUUGUGAAAUUCAGUUGGACAAUCCAUGGAAUACUUAUUAUGCCGGACAAACAGUUAAUGGACAAGUAAAAAUAACGUUCGAUGCACCAAAAAAAGUGCGAGGUAUUAUCAUAAGGUUUCUAGGUGAAGCUAAUACGGAGUGGUCUGAAACGCGUAGUGUCACAAACAGUGAAGGCAAAACUGAAGAUGAAACAGAAUACCUUAAAGGACAUGAAGAAUAUUUUCAAAUACAAUAUUAUUUACUUGGCGGUAAAAAUAGUGCCGAAAUCGAAUUACCCGCUGGCACUCACACGUAUCCAUUCACUUGCGCAUUGCCUCCGACAUUACCGUCAUCGUUUGAAGGUGAAUUUGGCCAUGUGCGUUAUACAAUCAAGGUAACGCUAGAUCGUCCAUGGAAAUUUGAUCAAGACAUGAAAAUGGCUUUCACUGUAAUUGCGCCAGUGGAUCUAAAUUUAAAUCCACGUGUAAAGGAGCCGUUUAAAUUGGAUUUGGAAAAAACUUUUUGUUGUUUUUGUUGUCGUUCUGGUCCACUACAAGUUAUAACAUCGGUUCCAGUAACUGGUUAUGUUUCGGGUCAAAUUGUACCCAUUACUUGUGAGUGUGACAAUGCAAGUAAUGUUACCAUUAAUUCCGUUAAAUUUGUGUUACGUAAACGUGUAACGUUUCAUACUACACAACCACGAAGAGAAAAGAAAGAAAGUAAGAUAACUAUUUCGGAAUUAAGUAUCGGACCCGUGUCUAAUGGCGAAUCUCGUACGUUUAAUCAACAAUUGGAGGUGCCACCGUUGCCGCCAACAAAUUUGAUGAAUUGUGGCAUCAUUGCGUUGGACUAUGAUUUGCAUAUUGAAUGUGAAGUUAGUGGUCCACAUCGCAAUUUGACUGGUAAUAUACCUAUUACUUUAGGUACAAUUCCAUUGGCUUCCUUUAAGCCUCCAGUUCCAUAUACGGAUGUGCCAGCUCAAGUAGCACCACAACAGCAAGAUGAUCCAUCUUCAGCGCCAACAGCUGCGUGUUCACCAGCAAGUCCACCAAAUGGUGCUGGUGGUGCUCUGGGAUGGAAUGUAGCUGAUAGUGCUGGUGCUCAAUUGUAUCCAAACAUACCGCCACCACAAUUUGUGGAGACGAAAUUCAAAGCCCCAAAAAUAACUGGACAAGAUGAUUCGGAGCAUACAAAAAUUAUUGGAGAUGGAAAUUUUGCACCACGUUAUCCUACAUUUCAAUUCAAUCCAAGUGCUCCAGCAGCCAAUUUUUAAGUGAUAUUUACACAUAGAUAUAUAUAUGUAUAUAUAUGUUUGUAUAAACGUAUAUAUAGGUAUACGCAAUAUGAAACAAAAGACGUUAGUAAAUGAAUCCAUAAUUCUUAUUUUUUUUUUAAACAUAUGUAUUUAUUAAUUAAAAAAAUGCAUAGUAUAAUGCAUUUAUUGUUGCUUCCUAUACCGCGCGCAAAUUUCAUUUUUCCAAGAAUUCUAUUUGCAAAAUAUGCAUUUAUUUGCAUAAACGUAAUUAGUGAAGUUGAUUGCUAAUUUUCACUAAAAGGUUCCCUACCCAAGAACAAUUUUUGAUAUUAAAUUUUAGUCAUGAAUCUCUUAAAUUAACUUUAUUUUUUACAGUAAAGCU